This is a messenger RNA of Stylophora pistillata, 2161 nucleotides long. RefSeq lists its product as uncharacterized. Lineage: Eukaryota; Metazoa; Cnidaria; Anthozoa; Scleractinia; Pocilloporidae. Gene Ontology annotation, molecular function: GTPase activity; GTP binding. The record is from RefSeq and is a predicted model, not a curated record.
UAUAAACGUGAAUGCUCGCCCAGCAAGUGUGAUCUCCUAAUUUUGCGGCCCUUGCGGGUUUUUGUACCGAAGGCAUGGCCUGUGGAAGAUACGAUCAUUAUGACUAUCUCUACAAGAUUGUCUUGAUCGGGGAUUCUGGCGUUGGAAAAUCUUCCCUUCUAUCUCGCUUCACGCGUAACGAAUUCGAUCUUGAGUCGAAGUCAACCAUUGGGGUUGAAUUUGCUACAAGAAGCAUUCAAGUAGAUGGCAAAGUGAUCAAAGCACAGGUAUGGGAUACUGCUGGACAGGAACGUUAUCGGGCAAUUACAAGUGCCUAUUACCGUGGAGCUGUUGGUGCUGUGCUGGUGUAUGAUUUAUCCAAACAGAAAACUUUUGAGAAUGUCGAACGUUGGCUUUUGGAAGUGCGUGAACAUGCAGAGUCCUCUAUUGUCACCAUGCUUGUUGGAAACAAAUGUGAUUUGAAACACCUGCGAGCAGUCGUUACAGAAGAUGCAAAGAAAUAUGCUAAUGAUGCUGGAUUGUCAUUCAUUGAGGCAUCAGCCUUGGAUGCUACAAAUGUUGAGGAAGCUUUUACACAGACAAUUACAAAAGUCCAUGAAGUGCAGUUGGCAAAAAUAAGAAAAGAACUUGACAUGCCCGGACAGAACUCUGGAACUUCUGAUGGAAAAGGAAAGGUUGUUGAAGUGAAUGAAGCAUCACAAGCACGCGAAGGAAACUGUUGUGUUAUUCUCUGAGAACUUUGAUUGAGACACUUGUCACGUAAUUCUGGAGAAUUAAUGAAAUGUCUUAUAUUUUUGUAUCAAAGAGGGCCAUUUAUUUCAAAACAGAGCGACAAUUAAGAUGAUCAUAAUUAAUUAUAUUAAAGAUUAUAUAUAGAAAUUAUUGUAAUGGUGCACGAUGCAACAUGUAUCAUAUUUUGUAGCUUUCAAUACUAAUAUUUGGUUAUUAAUCAAUUUGAAAUAUUUCUCUGGAAAGUCCAAUCACAAUUUAUUGGUAAUUAGCUAAAAAUAUAAAAUCUUGACGGAAGGUACUCCUGACUUUUUGGUUGGGUUUUAUGCUUGAUCAUUUUGAUCCAUACAGCAUUUCAAACCAAAACAGGCCACUUUUUUUUUACCCAUUUACCUACUUUACCUAUAAAUUCCACAUACCAGAGUCAAGAAUUGGUAAAAUUCAGCUGGAAUGAUAUAUCUUGGUUGGUUAAGAGCCAAAAAAAAAGCAAAAAUCUAUAAUUCACAAAGUAACUGCUGCAAAAUGGUCUGAGAGCUGGUGGGUUUCUGUCACCUACCACCUACUGAUAACCCAGAUAUAAUUGGGCAGGCAAGGUUAGCAAUGUGUACAUUCUGAGGGGUUGUGGAUUAUAUUCUGUCUAAGAUCUUUCAAGGUCUAAUCUUGCUCAAGAUGUAUAAUUUCUUGUUGGUUAACGACUGGGUCAUAUCUUCCUUAAGUUACCCUUUAUAAUAAGUGACUAGAAUUCAGUAACAUCAAUUUUCAAACUUGCUGCUGCAUGAUUCCUCAAUAUUUCUGUGAAGGAGGCAAAUGAAAUCAUGGGCAAAGUUUCUCCAAUGGUUACUUGUGUGAUUGGAUGACUAUAAUGUUGUCAGGCCCAGUGAAUGUAUUCCUUCUAACUUCGUCCCAAGGAAUAUUGGACAAGAUGAUCUCAGAGACAUUAUUUUUCAAACCGGCUGUGGCAUGAUUCCUCAAUAUUUGUGAAGGAGGCAAAUGAAAUCAUGGACAAAGUUUCUCUGAUAGUUACUGGUGUGAUUGUAUGACUAUAUUGUUGCUAAGCUAAGUGAAUAUAUUCCCUUUAACUUUGUCACAAUGAUUACUUGGAAUGACUAGAUGAUCCUACCUCAUUGGUGAAGAAUGUUUUUUUGUAUGAAAAAAGAGAAUAAGGGAGAAACUAUUUUGUUAUUUUGGACCAUAUUUAGAUUCACAUGGCUAAAGACAAAACUUGCAACAAAAUCUACAUGUAGUUCACUUUUCUUGGAACGUUCAGUGUCCUGUGAGCUCAAGUCUCAACAACCACUCUUGAAUUCAGGACAUUAGAGUAGAUUUCUGGAGGAUGUGAGCAUCUUUUUUUUGUUCUCUUCUCUUUUGAUUAUGAUAGCAGUUGAUCUACAGCAAACAAUUUUGAAAAUAAAAUAUUACUGUCAAAUCUGGA